CAAGACAAGGAAAAGUAGGAUAGAAAAAUCACUUUGUUAUAAAGCUCUAAUAAAGACAUAACAUUUUCUUGUAACAUUGGCUUUUUCAUUACCAGUUGAUUGAAGAAAGUUUUUUUUUUUUUUUCAUAAGCUUAAUUGCCACUUCUUCUUGUCUUUCAUCUAAGCCAGCACAUACACUACCAUCAGAGGCAGAGUUUAGCCCCACAUUUUGGAUAUUGAUGUCCAAGUUUAUGGGUUCCCAGAUACCAAAAUCUGUAAGGUUUGGACAUCCAACUUCUAAUUUUCAUGGCAGAUAUGGAGGUUACCAAUAUAGAAGCAGACUGUCUCCGGGGUCAAUAUUGGAAAGCAUAGAGAGAAGAUUUUCAAGUGUUUCUGAUAGCUUUAGAAGAAUAAUUACAGGCUUAGGCUUCAAGCAUUCAGGUGAUCAGUCGGUAAAGAAACCAAAAUUUUGGAAGAAAAUUCUUGAUCCAAAUAAGCCAUUUCUUCAGCAAUGGAACAAGAUAUUUGUGCUCUCCUCUGUCAUAGCAGUAGCCGUGGAUACUCUUUUCUUUUUCAUCCCAGUGAUCGAUGAAAAACGUUAUUGCCUAACCGUGGACCGACAACUUAUGAUCAUUGCUUGUGUUCUUCGUUCAUUCAUCGACUUAUUUUAUCUACUUCACAUGAUCUUUGAAUUUCGAACCGGCUUUCUUCCCCCUUCUUUACCGGUUUUUGGAAGUGGUGAAUUGAUCAAAGAUCCAGUAGAUAUAGCAAAGAAAUAUAUCUUCUCAAACUUCUUGAUCGAUAUCUUAUCCAUUCUCCCACUGCCUCAGCUUUUGGUAUUUGCAAUCGUAACUGCAACGAAAGGCCCGAUUCCAUUGAAGACAAAGGAUGUCGUGAAGAUUGCAGUUAUUUUGCAAUAUAUUCCAAGACUUCUCCGAAUUUAUCCACUAUAUAGAGAAGUAACCAGAACUUCUGGCAUACUGACAGAAACAGCUUGGAGUGGAGCUGCCUUCAAUCUCCUCAUUUAUAUACAAGCUAGUAAUGUAGUUGGUGCCAUUUGGUAUUUGUUAUCAAUCGAACGACAAGCAAAAUGUUGGUUCGAGAAAUGCAUGGAAGAUUGCUUCAACAAUUGCAAGGAAGAUUGCUUCAACAAAUGCAAGGAAAAUAACUGUAUCCACAAUUUUCUGUACUGUGGAGAUCAAAGAGGACAAGUAUACUCGUCUAUAAAUCAGUUCUGCUGUCCUAAGAAGUUCGAAGAUGGCAAGAAUUUCGAAUUUGGGAUGUUUGGUAAAGCCCUUGAGUUUCAAUUAACAACAACAAUGAACUUUUUCCGGAAAUUAUUCUAUUCCUUCUGGUGGGCUCUGCAAAAUGUCAGCUCUAGUGGACAAAACCUUAAAGUAAGCAAGUACAUGGGGGAGGUUUUUUUUGCUGUCUUCAUUGCCACCCUUGGUUUGGUUUUAUUUGCGCUUCUCAUUAGCAAUAUUCAGAAAUAUCUGCAAUCUGCAACAGUUAAAAUAGAGCAGAUGAGAAUCAACCGAAGAGACGCUGAGCAUUGGAUGGCACAUCGUAUGCUCCCAGAGGAGUUGAGGCAACGUAUUCGACGAUAUGAUCAAUACAAAUGGCAGCUAAAUAGGGGAGUUAAGGAAGAGGAACUCAUCAGUAACCUUCCUAAAGACCUCAGGAGGGACAUCAAACACCACCUUUGCUUGGCCCAUCUUAAGAAAGUGCCAUUUUUUAGCAGCAUGGAUAAACAACUGUUGGACUCGAUGUGCGAAUAUCUCAAGCCUGUGUUAUUCACAAAGAAGAGCUUCAUUCUGCAAGAGGGUGACCCAAUUGAUAUGAUGCUAUUUAUCAUGAAAGGACAGCUGGCUACUAUUAUUACUUGUGGUUGGAAAAAUGACCCACUCUCGGCCACUCUCAACGCUGGCGAAUUUUGUGGUGAAGAGCUAGUUCAAUGGGCAAUGGAUCCCACCUCCACUUCUCUUCCCAUUUCAAACAGAACAAUUAAAACUCUAACUGAGGUUGAAGCCUUUGCUCUAACGGCUAAUGAGUUGAAAUUUGUAACUAGUCAAUUCCACUUCCAGCGCCUCAAUAGCAAGCAGUUCCAACUCUCAGUGAGGUUCUACUCUCAUCAAUGGAAAGUUUGGGCAGCCUACAAAAUACAAGAAGCUUGGCACGAUCACACCGAAAGAAAACGGAGGGGGGGUGGAGAUGGUAGGUUUCAAGAUGCAUUAGCUAAAACAGUUGGCCCCUCGGUGAGCUUUAGCGCCACUCUGUAUGCUUCCAUAUUCAUAUCCCAUCUACUGCAAACUGUGCAGCGAGAUCAAUACCAGCAAACUCCCCAAGUCACACGAGUGAUGAAGCUACCGGCUCCUCUGAAGCCAGACGAUGAGCAAGACAAGCCAAACUUCACCAUCUUGGAUCUUUAAAAUUUAUUGUUUGAAGCUCUUUAACCUUCUAUGUCCUGAGUUUUAGGUUCUUGGUUUUCUCUGUGUGAUAUGUGAAUAAUGUAUGAUAAUCAAGAGAAUGUUUUUCCUCUUGCUUGGUUUCAUUUUUCAUUUUCUCUAGCCUACUACUACCUAGUUUCUACCUUGCUGUAAUGUUGGCAUGCCAUUAAAUAGGAACUUAAUGAAGCAUCAUCAUCAUCAAAUUCCAUUUCAUGUAAAGUUUUUCCUGUUUGA
Molecule: messenger RNA, 2660 nt
Organism: Benincasa hispida (wax gourd)
Lineage: Eukaryota; Viridiplantae; Streptophyta; Magnoliopsida; Cucurbitales; Cucurbitaceae
Product: cyclic nucleotide-gated ion channel 1-like
Biological process (GO): monoatomic ion transport; transmembrane transport
Cellular component (GO): membrane
Molecular function (GO): monoatomic ion channel activity
Source: RefSeq, a predicted model, not a curated record